Molecule: messenger RNA, 2139 nt
Organism: Cyphellophora europaea CBS 101466
Lineage: Eukaryota; Fungi; Ascomycota; Eurotiomycetes; Chaetothyriales; Cyphellophoraceae
Exons: 2
Coding region: 1-2139 (712 amino acids)
Biological process (GO): carbohydrate metabolic process
Source: RefSeq, a predicted model, not a curated record
AUGGCCUACCCACAGACUCUCUUCCCCUCUGUAACCCUCCAUCCCGAUACACUUCUCUUCGCCCGUCGCAAGGCCGCAGCCCAACAGACCCUGCACUAUCAGCUAUCAGUCCUCAAAUCCACAGGACGCUACGAUGCCUUCAAGCUCAACUGGCACCCCAUCUACUCCGAGCCGGUCCCCUCGCCCGGCGUGCCCAAGCACCUCUUCUGGGACAGCGACAUCGGCAAAUGGCUCGAAGGCGCCUGCUACAUUUUACUCACCACCCCACCCUCCCAACGUGACCCGACUAUCCUUGCCGCCGUCGACGAGCUUGUCCCCAUGAUCGCCAGUGCGCAGCAGUUAGACGGCUACCUCAACAUCCACUACAGCGUCGUCGCGCCAGGCCAACGCUUCACCAACAUCCGCGACAUGCACGAACUCUACAACGCGGGUCACCUCCUCGAAGCGGCACUUGCACACGCCGCCCUCGUCCACCCACAGCCCUCCCUCCUUCUGCAGACCAUGCUGAGAUACGUCGAUCUGCUCUGCACCCUCUUCGGCCCCAGCCUGACCCAACAGCACGGCUACCCUGGCCACCCGGAGAUCGAGCUCGCGCUGCUGCGCCUGCAUGCAUACACCCGCGAACCCAAGCACCUGGCGUUGGCGCGCUACUUCAUUCUGGAGCGCGGGAACCCCACGGGCUGCUUUGAGAGGCACUUCUACCGCGUCGAGGCGGAGCGGAGGGGCGAAGAUCCGCGGCUGGGGUUGCGUUUCAGUGGGAAGGCUGACGCGUGGUGGUACAUGCAGGCGCACGUGCCGAUCGUGGAGCAGACGGGCGUUGAGGGCCACAGUGUGCGCGCCAUGUACCUGCUGGCGGCGGCAGCGGAUCUGUGUCUCCAAGAGGGCGACAAGGUCGCGGAAGGUAAGCUACUGCCGGCCAUACGGCGGCUGUGGGACGACAUGGUGGGCCGGAAGAUGUAUGUCACAGGCGGGAUUGGCGCCAUGAAGCAGUGGGAGGGUUUCGGCCUACCCUAUUUCCUGCCUCAGUCGGCCGAGGAAGGCGGGUGCUACGUCGAGACAUGCGCAGCCAUUGGCGUGAUGAUGUUGGCAGAGAGACUUUUGCGCAUUGAGCUCGACGGUGCCGUGGGCGAUGUCAUGGAACUGGCGCUCUACAACGCCGUGCUGACGGGCAUGAGCUGCGACGGCAAGAAGUUCACGUACUGGAAUCCCCUGGGGAGCAGCGACGGCGCCUUGGCGGAGCGGGAGGAGUGGUUCGACUGUGCGUGCUGUCCGCCGAACGUGCUGCGCCUGCUGGGCCAGAUCGGGGGAUACGCGUACAGCCAGCGAGAGGCGGAGAUUGAUGUGCACCUAUUCAUCUCGAGCACGGGGACGUUCAAGGUUGGGGCGCACGACGUCAGGCUGACACAGGAAUCCAACUACCCGUGGUCGGGUGAUAUCAAGUUCACGCUGGAAACGACUGCGAAUGACCUCGUGGGGCUCAACAUCCGAAUCCCAGGCUGGGCAAAAGACGAAUGGAGUAUCUCUCCACCCCUCCCCUCCUCCCCUACCGCCCCCCUCCUCCGCAGCAACUACCUACACCUCCCCCCAACCUACCUCCACCCCAGACCCAACGCCCCCUCCACAUCAACAUUCACACUCACCCUCCCCCUCCAUCCCCGCCACCUAUCUCCUCACCCCUACGCCUCCCAUCCCAGCCUCACCCUCGCCCGCGGCCCCAUAAUCUACUGCGUCGAAGACGUCGACAACCCCUGGGUCCUCAACCACACCUUCUCUUCCGGCGACGUCAAUCCAAGCCCACACGCGCAUUUCCGCUCCCUGCAAAUCGACCCCAGCUUCCCCAUCACCGAAGCCCUCCUCACGGACGCCGAGACGGCGGAGACGUACGUGGGUUUGACUCUGGCGCGGGGCGGGGCGUCGUUGCUGGACCUCGAGGCCGUGGAUGCCGCGUUUCGAGGUGGUAGGGGGCCGGGCGUCGAUGUGAGUGUCGCCGUCGGCGAGGACGCGCAGGACCAAGAGGGCCGUUGGGCCAGGGGAAUACCGCUCAAGGGGGAGUUGAGAUUCGUGCCGUAUUACUUCCGCGCGAAUCGGCGGGGGAGUCGGGGCGUGAGUCGUGUUGGGCUGCGGUGGUGGGUUCGCUAG